Messenger RNA from Balaenoptera ricei (Rice's whale), 1097 nucleotides. RefSeq names its product secretory carrier-associated membrane protein 1-like. The record is from RefSeq and is a predicted model, not a curated record. Lineage: Eukaryota; Metazoa; Chordata; Mammalia; Artiodactyla; Balaenopteridae. Gene Ontology annotation, cellular component: trans-Golgi network membrane; recycling endosome membrane. The transcript has 2 exons. Bases 34 to 1056 code for a protein of 340 amino acids. Gene Ontology annotation, biological process: protein transport.
CGCCUGGGUCGGGUGGGUGACGCCGAGCGCGAGAUGUCGGAUUUUGAGAGUAACCCGUUUGCAGACCCGGAUCUCAACAACCCUUUCAAGGACCCAUCAGUUACACAAGUGACAAGAAAUGUCCCACCAGGACUUGAUGAAUACAAUCCAUUCUCGGAUUCUAGAACACCUCCACCGGGCAAUGUGAAAGUGCCUAACGUACCCAGCACACAACCAGCAAUAAUGAAACCAACAGAGGAACAUCCGGCUUAUACACAGAUUGCAAAGGAGCAUGCCUUGGCCCAAGCUGAACUUCUAAAGCACCAGGAAGAACUAGAAAGAAAAGCAGCAGAAUUAGAAUUAGAUCGUCGAGAACAAGAAAUGCAAAAUCUCAGUCAACAUGGCAGAAAAAACAAUUGGCCACCUCUUCCUGACAAUUUUCCUGUGGGACCUUGUUUCUAUCAGGAUUUUUCUGUAGACAUUCCUGUAGAAUUCCAAAAGACAGUAAAGAUUAUGUACUACUUAUGGAUGUUCCAUGCUGUAACACUGUUUCUAAAUAUCUUCGGAUGCUUGGCUUGGUUUUGUGUUGAUCCUCCAAGAGGGGUUGAUUUUGGAUUGAGUAUCCUGUGGUUCUUGCUUUUUACUCCUUGUUCAUUUGUCUGUUGGUACAGACCACUUUACGGAGCUUUCAGGAGUGACAGUUCAUUCAGAUUCUUUGUAUUCUUUUUCGUCUAUAUUUGUCAGUUUGCUGUGCAUGUACUCCAGGCUGCAGGAUUUCAUAAUUGGGGUAACUGCGGUUGGAUUUCAUCCCUUACUGGUCUCAACAAAAGUAUUCCUGUUGGAAUCAUGAUGAUAAUCAUAGCAGCACUUUUCACAGCAUCAGCAGUCAUCUCGCUAGUUAUGUUUAAAAAGGUACAUGGACUGUAUCGCACAACAGGUGCUAGUUUUGAGAAGGCCCAACAAGAGUUUGCAACAGGUGUGAUGUCCAACAAAACUGUCCAGACCGCAGCUGCAAAUGCAGCUUCAACUGCAGCAACUAGUGCAGCUCAGAAUGCUUUCAAGGGUAACCAAAUUUAGAGUCUUCAAACAAUGCAUUGUUACCUUCUGACUGUACUUUU